CGCGUGGACCUCGAGCCCGUCGAGGGCGCGUCGCACGCGUUCGUGGACUGGCGCGCCGAUUCUCGCGGCGUCGUGUCCGCCGUGAAGAACCAGGGCCAGUGCGGGAGCUGCUGGGCGUUCUCCGCGACGGAGCAGGUCGAGAGUCAGCUCGUUUUGGCGGGCGCGCCCCAGGUCGAGCUCUCCACGCAGCAGGUCGCGUCCUGCACGGCGGACCCGCAACUCAUGUGCUGCGACGGCUGCGCCGGCGGCGACCCGACGGCCGCCUACGAGUACCUCGCCUGGGCCUCGCGGAAGGGCGGUUUAGCUCCCGACGCGUGGUGGCCCUACGAGCAGGGCCUGACGCCCGACGAGGUCUGCGAGGCCCCGGCCUGCACGAAGACCUGCGACAAGGACGACACGGACCAGCUCGCCGCGCGCCUCGAGGCGUCGCCGCUGAGCGUGUGCCUCAACGCGGGCGCCUGGGACGACUACACGGGCGGCGUCCUCUCGGAGGCCGCGUGCGGCGGCCACGGCGCGGACGACGUCGACCACUGCGUCCAGCUCGUCGGCUACAACAAAACGGAGCCGGAGAACAGCUACUGGAUCGUGCGCAACUCCUGGUCCACGAGCUGGGGCGAGGACGGCUACAUCUACCUGUCCAUGGACGGCAACGCGUGCGGCGUCGCCAACGAGGCGACGCUCGCCGUCGUC
Aureococcus anophagefferens is the source of this 690-nucleotide messenger RNA. RefSeq lists its product as hypothetical. Gene Ontology annotation, cellular component: lysosome. The transcript is spliced from 2 exons. Gene Ontology annotation, molecular function: cysteine-type endopeptidase activity. The record is from RefSeq and is a predicted model, not a curated record. NCBI's taxonomy places the organism in Eukaryota, Pelagophyceae, Pelagomonadales, Pelagomonadaceae. The annotation marks the transcript as partial.